CUCUUUUUUUGACCCUUCAAAGGCCCAAGGGGAGCGACGCCCUUACUCUGAUGCUCUUCGACACGCCUUCUCCUGCUCGAUUCGGGCAUCAAUAAAAGAGCGAUACUUUCCAAGAACCGGCAUAGUCAAACCGUCUCCGCGAGCCCGAUGUGUUUCAAUAUGCGGAGACCAGCAAACCACGCGACACCGACGCGCGCAGUGACGAUGCGGCGGCGACUUACGUUGAACUCUGAGCUUGGAACCAAUUCGAUUAAAGCACUUAAACGGGCAAUUGCUCUAGCUUCAUUCAUCACACCAACAGCUGUACAUUUUCAAGAUGGAGAAAAGGAGAUAUAUCUGAGUGCUGCUAUCCAACGGCAUCUACGAAGACUUUACGACUCCCUGCGCCGAGGACAAACCUUCUUAUCACGGCAAGCUUUCACGGACUUCCUCGAAAUUGUCCAGGGCAAUGAAGCACCAGUCCUAACGGAAGAGAGAUAUAGAUUUGAGAAGUUCCUUGAAGUAUGGUGGCUCCAAUUCGGUCUUGAAGCGGAAAAACCUGUCCCUUUCGAAAAAAAGGACCUCUCCAAACCUAUCAGUAAUUAUUUCAUUAGCAGCAGCCACAACACGUAUUUAUCUGGCAAUCAAUUGUCCGGACGAAGCACGGCGGACGCUUACAGGCGCGUUCUUAGGAGGGGAUGCAGGUGUGUGGAGAUAGAUGUGUGGAAUAGUGAUUCGCAAAGCUCUACACCGGAGAAUCCAAGAGAAGCAUCGACGAAACCGACUUCGAGAUUUGAGCACGUUCGUCACCUUUCUGGGGGGAGUCUUCAUACUGCUGCCGCUCAUCUCAAGGAUGCUGUGGAGGAGACGGUCGAGAAAGCCCGACAAAGACUAGGCGUUGAGAAAGUUCACAGCCAUAGCCCAAGAUGCAGCAAAUCCGAAUUAACGCCACCGGCCUUUGGCCGGGAGAUUGGCGCUUCCCUCGAUCCGGCCUCCCUUGCCAACGAACUUGACGCUGAGCGCUUAUCUCUAAGAUCUAGACCGUCAUUGCCGCCGGACGAGCCGAUCGUGAUGCACGGUUAUACUCUUACAACGCCUAUCGGAUUUCGUGAAGUUUGUAAAGCUAUCCGCGAAGUAGCCUUCGAAACGACCAAUCUGCCUAUCAUUAUUAGUCUGGAAGUCCAUGCCGAUCAAGAACAGCAGGGAGCCAUGGUCCAAAUUAUGAAGGAAGAGUGGGCUGGCUUACUGGUCGACAAGCCCCACGAGAAUUGCCCAAAUGGCCGAAUGCCAAGAUUGGAGGAGUUGCUUAACAAAAUCCUCAUUAAGGUCAAGAGAGCUUCGCCGAGCUUAGACGGGACUAUGUCGACGUUAUCGCCCCAUAACACAAUCGACGAUGACGCAUCUGCAUCGGAGGACGAUAGAUCUAGCAUUCACAAUGGCGCCAAGAAGCCCAAGGUUCCCAUAUGCGAGGCCCUUAGCUCUCUUGCUAUCUACACCCAUAGCGAGCAUUUCACGAACUUUGAAGCGCCAGCUGCUAAAAUUCCCUCGCACAUCUUCUCCAUAAACGAAAAUAAAAUCUUUGAACUAAUCGCUUCUAAACAUUUUGAGCUGUUUUCUCACAAUCGACAUUUUUUUAUGCGCGCGUACCCCAAAGGCCUGCGGUGGGACUCGUCGAAUCUCGACCCUUCUCAUUUUUGGCGCAAAGGUGUACAAAUGGUAGCCAUGAAUUGGCAGUCCUGGGAUGAAGGGAUGAUGCUCAACGAGGCAAUGUUUUCGGGCGAGCAUGGUUGGGUACUAAAGCCGCCAGGAUACCUUAGCGAAGACGCGGCCGUCCCCCCAGAAGAGGCCGGCCCUCAAAGUACUCUUGAUUUAGCCAUCACAGUACUUGCAGGUCAACAUAUCCCGCUACCUGAGGGCGCUCAUAGCACCUACUCGAGAUCCCUGAGACCUGUCGUAAGGUGCGAGUUACACGUCGAAAAGGCAGAAGAGCGGUUCGGGUCCUUCAUCGACGGGAAUGGUAGGGUCCGCGAAUGCGAGUACAAGCAGAAGACAGGGGUCGGGAAGACGGAUCACCCAGACUUCGGCUACGUCAAAAAUGAGCUUCACUUUCUUGGUGUCAAGAGGGUCAUAGAACAGCUCAGCUUCGUCAGGUAAGAGCUUACUUACAGCCGUGUUUUCUUUCCGUAUUUUCAUUUCAAAAUUUCCUCCGAUACGUCUUCCCGCCGGGCAGCCACAUAUCUGGACCCGGACGGUCGGGCCUUCACUAUGGUAUACACACCCAAUAGUUCACGUGUUCCGAGCCGGGGAGCAGCCGGCGGCUGAGUUUGCAUGCGCAGCGAACCGUCGAGCGACGAAAAGGAGAAUAUGAUAUAUCACAACAGGCCAUAAUCCCUCCUGGCUGUCCGCGGGAACGGGGCGAGUCCUGGGGCAGUUAUUCUCCCAAUCUGGUCUUUUCCUACUACUCAGAUCUGCCGACCAAGUUCCAUGGCGUUUCGUUUACCAGCUGUGUAACACGGGUCUUUUCCCUAGUUUGUGAUAUCAUGGAGUGUUCCUGAAGAUCCCGAUUUGUUCAUGGACCCUAGCUUACGAAUACUUCUCUAUCUAGGUUUAAGGUCGAAGAUGACGCACCACGAUUCGUGUCACUCAACCGCGAUCCUCUGCUUGGCUGGGCAUGCAUCCGUCUCGACCG
Molecule: messenger RNA, 2668 nt
Organism: Daldinia caldariorum
Lineage: Eukaryota; Fungi; Ascomycota; Sordariomycetes; Xylariales; Hypoxylaceae
Product: PLC-like phosphodiesterase
Exons: 2
Coding region: 148-2133 (661 amino acids)
Biological process (GO): phosphatidylinositol-mediated signaling; lipid metabolic process
Molecular function (GO): phosphatidylinositol-4,5-bisphosphate phospholipase C activity
Source: RefSeq, a predicted model, not a curated record